AUGAAGUCAAUCCUCUUCGUAGCAGCUUUCUAUGCUGCCUUCCAACAAGGCCAAUCAAACAUAGCAGUUGGGACUGGUGGAACCACCACAUGCUGCACAUGUUGUACAGUUCCCGCACAACAACAGCUACAACCAAUCACAACCGCAGCUCCAGUUCCAGUACAACCCAUGGUAGCUCGACCCUUUAUGAUGCCUAUAUGUUGUCCAUGCCCUCCGCAAGCCCAGGCACAAAUGCCAUUACCAGCACCAGUACAACCAGAAGUUAGAAAUAUAUUUGUUCAUAUGCCGGCACCAACUACAACAAGGCGGCCAACGAAUAUUUACAUUCAUUUGCCUCCACCAGGAGCAAUGCCAUUCCCACCACCAAUGUUACCACCGUUCCAAUUUGUUGCACCAUUAGGGGCUGGCGCCGCAUCCGCCACACCUACUCCUAUUGGUGUUCCGGACAUCGUUCGAGGACCAUGCGGUAAGCUAUUUAUUUGA
This is a messenger RNA of Strongylus vulgaris, 483 nucleotides long. Lineage: Eukaryota; Metazoa; Nematoda; Chromadorea; Rhabditida; Strongylidae. The record is from the annotation of a GenBank genome assembly.